AUGAAAAUAGAGACCAUAGUUGAUCACAUGCAGAAAAUAUAUGGUCUUCAGUUCUACUACACCAAGCUGUAUAGGGCACGCAAGAUUGCCCUAGAGAUUAAUGAAGGAAGCCAUUCCACGUCAUACGAAAAAUUACCUGCUUAUUCUAGGUUGGUACUUCAGAAGGAUGUUGGGAGUAUUUUUAAGCUCCAGGUUGAUACCAGGAACCGUAUGUCAAAUAAUCCAAUUUUUAAAAAAUUGUUUGUCUGUUUUGAUGCUUGCAAGAAGGGUUUCUUAAGAGGAUGUAGACCGUUCAUUGGUCUUGAUGGCUACCACCUCAAAGGCCGAUAUGGAGGGGUUCUAUUGAACGCAAUAUCUGUUAAUGGGAACAACGGUAUUUUUCCUAUUGCACAUAAUGUAGUUGAAGUUGAGUGUAAGGAUAGCUGGAUGUGGUUUCUAGAUAAUUUACGAGAUGCUCUACUCGAUGACAGUGAUGAUAUGUCACUCACAUUCAUGUCAGACAGACAAAAGGGGUUGUCAGUUGUGAUUUCCACAAUCUUUCCUUAUGCUCACCAAAGAAUUUACAAUAGGCAUCUAUAUCAAAACCUGAAGGCAAAGCACCCUGCUUCUAUAUCAUACAUAAGGGGAGAGUUAGUUAACUAUUGUGAUCCAUUUUUCAGUAUUAGAAAAUACUUGGAUACAUACAAAGAGAUGAUCCAUCCACUUCUAUAUUUGGUAGUGUUGAAGGAUGAUGCUCCUAAUGAGAGAGUACUACCACCAAAUUUAAAGAGGUUAUCAAGUAGACCUCACAAAAUCAGGAAAAGAGAAGCAGGAGAAGCACUUCCUUCAGAUUUCAUGAAGAGAUCAUCAUCAAUUAGGUGUGACAUCUGCAAGAAUGAAGGACACAAUAGGAGGACAUGCCCGAGGGCUGGAGAUGCUGAGCUGGAUGGAUGUUGUGAUGAAAUAUGUUGA
This is a messenger RNA of Macadamia integrifolia, 951 nucleotides long. RefSeq lists its product as uncharacterized. Bases 1 to 951 code for a protein of 316 amino acids. The transcript has 4 exons. Lineage: Eukaryota; Viridiplantae; Streptophyta; Magnoliopsida; Proteales; Proteaceae. The record is from RefSeq and is a predicted model, not a curated record.